AUGGAGUCGACUCUGCGAAAAAAAUUUUUAAACUUGGAAGAAAAAAUGCUGGUGGUGAAAAAAUUAAAUGAUGGAGUUAGCAUACGAAAAAUUGCUGAAAAAUUUGGUUGCGGAAAUACAGAUGUGCAGCUGAUUGAAGCUGAUCCUACCAUAACCAGCCUUUUGAAUUCUGUUACUUGGGAUAAUUUUGUAACCAUGGAUAACAAUGAUGACUCAAUCCAUAGCCCACAAAGUUCUGAAAAUCAUGAACAAUUUGAAGUCCAAGAUGAUGAAGAGGAAGAAGAGGCUCCAGUCCAAGAAGUUUCUACAAAGAUGGCAUUACAAUGUGCCAGGAAGCUAACUUCCUAUUCGAUACAUAUGGGCAAUAGAGAAUUGUUACAAUUUUUUGAGAACAUUGAAAAUAUUUUAGAAAUUGAAUUGUUAAAAACAAAAUGUUUUGGCAAACAGACAACUAUGAAUGAUUUUCUUCCAUAA
Molecule: messenger RNA, 474 nt
Organism: Helobdella robusta
Lineage: Eukaryota; Metazoa; Annelida; Clitellata; Rhynchobdellida; Glossiphoniidae
Exons: 1
Coding region: 1-474 (157 amino acids)
Cellular component (GO): nucleus
Molecular function (GO): DNA binding
Source: RefSeq, a predicted model, not a curated record